Suillus plorans is the source of this 786-nucleotide messenger RNA. RefSeq lists its product as uncharacterized. The coding region runs from base 1 to 786 and encodes 261 amino acids. The record is from RefSeq and is a predicted model, not a curated record. The transcript is spliced from 2 exons. NCBI's taxonomy places the organism in Eukaryota, Fungi, Basidiomycota, Agaricomycetes, Boletales, Suillaceae.
AUGUUAUGCUCACACAAAUACUAUAGGUCCACACGAAAUUCCAGGAUUGAGCGGCUUUGGGUUGAAGUAGGAACUCAGUUUGUGAGAUGUUGGAGGGCAUUCUUCAACCACUUGGAGAGACUGCAUAGUCUUGAUAUCGAGAAGACAGGCCAUCUGUGGCUCCUCCAGAAUUUAUUCUUGGAUGCUAUCAAUGACGACUGUAAGACUUUUUGUGAAGAAUGGAACCUUCAUCCAAUUGCUGGCCCGUCAACAAACAACAAGAGUCCACAGGAUCUACGACUGAUAAGUCAGGCAACACUGGGUGUUUACAGGGACAACUGCGAUGGAGUUCACCCAGACACAAUUGAACGAUAUUAUGGCACCCAUGGCCAAGAACAGACUCGUUGUCAUGGGCAGACUGGUGCUGGCCAUCCUGAUGAUGAAGACACCAAUUCGGAGGAUCAGCUCAUCUUACAGAUAGAAGAAGAUCAGGAACAGAACGUUCGCCAUGCUGCUAUUGAAGUUCCUGGAAAGAAAAGCCCCUUUGUGACCCAACAUGAUGAGAACCUUUUUUUUUUGAUGCUUGAGCAGAUAGUUAUUGAGGGCAUCGUACCAGAAGGUUAUGGCUUGCUCCCUGGUGAGCAAGAUGAUGAUGAUACAGCUAUGGCUGAAGUCUUACAAUUUGGGAGGCACAGAACAAAAUCUGUCGUAGUUUCAUUAAGAGAUGCUGUCUGGGAAGCUCGUGCGACACUUUGGUGUCAAGCACUAUCAGCAUUAUCUUUGUUCGAAACUGAAGGAUAUUUUUAG